This is a messenger RNA of Aspergillus oryzae RIB40, 4290 nucleotides long. RefSeq names its product PT repeat family protein. Lineage: Eukaryota; Fungi; Ascomycota; Eurotiomycetes; Eurotiales; Aspergillaceae. Bases 1 to 4290 code for a protein of 1429 amino acids. The record is from RefSeq and is a predicted model, not a curated record. The transcript is spliced from 2 exons.
AUGGUGGAAUCCAUUACUGAGACUGUUACCAUCUCCGUCCGUCGUCCGACUGAUACCCCUACCAUCUUCGUCGCCGGUACCUUCUCGGAACCUCAAUGGGAGCCAUUGGAGCUGAACGUUAAGACGAUAGAGGUCGAGUCGGAACUAGACCCGGGUCUCUACUCGACCGAGUACCUCUUCUUCCGGGAUUUCAAGCUGGCUCCGGGGCAAUACCAGUACAGAUUCCGAGAAGGCGCAACUGGCUCGUGGUUUCACGAUGAGUCUGUAAAGAACGCUUCUGGAACGGAGGGCUUGGUCAACAAUUACCUUACCGUCAAGUCUGCAGCCGAGCAGGAGACUCCGGCUCAGAAUGGUGCCAGUGAGAAGGCGGAGGAGGCCACAAAAGAACCCGAGACGGAUGCUUCGACCGAGGGUGGGCCGGUAACGAAUGGCGUCCACAAGUCGAAUGGUGUCAAUGGAGUCGCUGAGCACGAAGCCCCUGUAGCUGACGAGUCUCCGGCCGAUGAUCAGAAGACCGAACAAGUCCCUGAGAAACCUGUCGAGACUGAUGCCAAAGCAGAGACUGAGGCAGAACCGAAGGAGGCUCUUUCCAACGGCACCAAGGAGCCAGAAGUUAACGGAACCGAACCCGCUGCGCAGACCUCCGAGAGCAAGGACGAGCCCGUGGCCGAGGAGAAGUCCGACCCGGUGGUAGAAAGGCCCGAGGAGAAGGUGGCUGAAUCUCAGCCAGUGGCAGAGAAGGAAGGCACUGAAAAGAAGGCCGAAGAAGUUCCAGCCACCUCUACCCAGGAGGAGGCGCCAGUUGUGAACGGCGAGGCUAAGGUUGAGGCUGAGAAGCAACCUGAGGAAUCCCAGCCACAAAAGGCUACUGAAAAAGUAGCAGUAAAACCAGAGGAGCCUGCUGUUGAGAUGUCCACACCCGAAGUCACGGCUGAGGAAACUCCCGCUCAAGAAUCGAACACCGAGAAGCCCACCGCCACCGAAACCCCUGCAGCUGAAACCACUACGGAGCAGCCCGCCACCGAAGCGCAACCAACUGCGGAGGAGGAGACCACCAAGGAGCCUGCCACAGAGCCUGCCGAGACAAAACAGGCGGAAGUUGUUUCUGAGGAACCCGCCAAGGAAGAGCCGACCCCCGAAGAACCCAAAGAAGCUCCCGCCACUGAAGAGCUAGUGAAGGAAUCUGUUAAGGAGGAGGCUGCACCGGAACAGUCCAAAGAGACAGUCUCCGAGAAGCCUGCUGCUGAGGAGCCCGUUAAGGAGGAGACCACCGAAGCAGUGAAGGAGACAUCCGCCACUGAGAAGCUCGACGAGUCGGAUAAGGCUCCUGUUCAAGAGGAAACGGCGGCGGAAGAGUCUCAGGAGACGACCAAAGAGCCCGUUAAGGAAGAGAUAGCCCCUGGAAAGUCGGAAGAAACACCCGCGAUUAAAGCGCCUGUGGCUGAGGAGCCCGCUGUCGAAGAACCGGUCGAGGAGAAGGCGGCGCCGGAAGAGCCUAAGGACAUAUCCGCCGCUGAUCCAGCCGUCGUGGAAGCACCUGUUAAGGAGACCGUGAAGGAGGAGGGAGUGUCGGAGGCACCUAAGGAGACAUCUGCUGAAGAACCAGUUAAGGAGGCCGUUAAGGAAGAGCCGGUCCCUGAAAAGACCGAGCAACCUGCCGCUCCUGAACCAGCCGUUGCCGAAGAACCAGCAAAGGAGCCUGUUAAGGAAGAGCCAGUCCCUGAAAAGACCGAAGAACCCGCCGCUCCUAAAGAAUCAGUAAAGGAGAUUGUCAAGGAGGAGGCAGUGUCCGAGGCACCUAAGGAGACAUCUGCUGAGGAGCCUGCCACUAAUGACACUGCUGCUCAGGAUAAGCCGUCUACCGAGGAGACCGUCGUUGAAGCAGUGAAGGAGGUACCGGUUGUGGAAGAGACUAAGGAGACUCUGUCCACUGCAGCCCCGGAUGCUCAGGAAUCGGUUGCGCAAGAACCCGUCAUCAAAUCCUCUGCCACCGAAGACGCCCCCAGCGAACCUACUAAGGAGUCCGGCGCCGAGAAGGCAGUGGAAGAGCAAACCACCGAGCAACCCACGUAUGCCGAUGUUGUAGCAGAGGAACCAGCGAAGGAGACAACAACAGAAGAGACCGAAGCCCCUGUUGAGACAACUUCCGAAGAACCGGUAGAGUCCGUUCCAGAGAGCACCACGGCUGAAGCUCCUGCUGCAACGGAAGAAUCGAAACAGCCUGCCGAGAAGACUUCUGAGCCCGCUGCUGAGGAUGAAAAGGCCCCCAUCGAAAAGCCGGUAGAAGAGACCAAGGCUGAGCCUGCUUCGGAAGAAGCCACCACGAAGGAAGAGGUUGUUCAACCCUCCGUCGAGGAAGCCCCCACCGAAGAGGCCGCGAAGGUGUCUCCUGCCGAAGAAGGCGAGAAGAUUGUUGAAGCUGCUAAGGAAGAGGUUCCAGAGGAAGCCUCUGCGAAGACUCUUGUUGAAGUGGAGGCUACAACUACUGAGCCUGUCGUUGAAGAGCCUACAUCCGAGAAGCCCGUCGCGGAAGAAACAACAGCUGAGGAGCCCGCUAAGGACUUGACGAAGGAAGAACCGGCUACACAGGAACCUGUCUCUGAAGUGCCCGCUACUGAGGAUUCGACAACAAAGGAGGCAACUGAGGAACCCACCAAGGCGUCAGGCCCCGAAGUGGCGGCAGAGGAGCCUACAACGGAUGAAAAGCCCGCUGAUGUGACCGAGCAUGAGAUCAAGGAACCAGUCACCGAAGAAUCCAAGGAGACGAAGCAUGCUACCGAGGAAACGACCCUCGAAGAGCCCGUUAAGGAAACUCCCGUUGUUGAGCAACCAGUUGAAUCCGAGCCCGCCAAGGAAGCUGAACCGGUGAAGUCCACCGCAGAAGAGUCUGUUAAGGAGCUCGCUGCUGAAGAGGCUGCUGUUCAAGAGCCCACUCCUGUCGAACAACCUAGCGAGGAACCUGCCGUCAAAGAGUCGCCUGUAGAGGAACCUCCUACUGUCGAGGGAUCUGUCGCUGCUGAGCCUUCUACGGAGGAACCUGCUGCGGAACAGCCCGCCAAGGAAGCUGAGCUCGUGAGUGAAGUGCUGACUACUGAAGAGCCUGCCACGAAGCAGGCGGCCGAACCCGAGCCAGCUGAGCAGCCAGCUGCGGAAGAAAAGCCUGUGGAUGACUCCACUGAAAAGCCAGCAAGUGAGGAGACCGUGGCUGAAGAUUCUGUCCCAGAACCAACUGAGAAGGCCGUGGUUGCUGAGACACCUGCUACCGAGGAAGUCGUUGAAAAGGCUACUACCGAAGAGCCCGCCAAGGAGCCUGUCUCCGAGGAGCCGGUCGCUGAUAAGUCUGCUGAGCAGCCAGCUUCGUCGGAUGUGGUCGAGGAGACUGCUGAAUCUUCUAAGGCUGUUGUUCCUGAGGAGGUCACCUUGAACGAGGUCGAGCCUGCUGUCACACAGUCCCACGAAGAGAAGCCGGAAGAGGUGACUGAGCUACCUAAGGAGGAGACUGUUGCAGCUGAGCCCGUGGCUGUUGAGACACCUGCUGAACAGAAGGCCCCGGAGACUGAACCUGAGGUUGUACCUAAGGCUGAGGCUGAAGAGGCUGUAAUCGCUCAAAAGGAGGAACCUGCCAGCGAGCCAGUAGCAGCAGCCCCUGCUGAGGCCGAGAAGGAGGAGCCUGUAUCGGUUUCUUCUGGUGAGCCUCCUGUGGAGAAAGAGAGCACUGAUACAGCUGAGGUCGUCCCUGAGGCCACGAAAGAGGAUGCUCCUGAACAGGAUGGAAAGAAUAACGCCUCAGCCGAGCUAAUUGGCGUGGGUGCUGCGGCGGCUGUUGCUGCAAGCGCUGCAGCUGCAGCUGCUGGAGUGGCUGCUUUGUCCCACACGGACAAGGAGCCAGAAACCGCGUCUGCGGAAGAGUCUCAACCCACCAAGGGCGAGGACAAGGCUGCCAGCCUUGCCCCUGAGUCUCAACCGUCAGCCAGCAAGCACGCACCAUUGCCUCCUUCAGAGAAUCCUGAAGCUGAUAUCAAUGAACCGCGUUCAGGAUCCGAAGAGCCAGCUGCGUCAACCAAUGAACCAUCGACUACUGCCGAGCCCGCUACUGCGACGGAAACCACUGCAGACAAGGCCGUUGCUCAAAAGGGUGACGCCUCUCGGUCUCCAAGCCAGACCCGGGCCGUUACUCUCAGCAACACCAAGAAUGACAGCUGGUUGAAGGUCAUCCUUCGCGCCGUCUUCGUCAACUUCUUUGGAACCAUCUUCUCUCCUUUCCGUCGUCGCCCCAGGAACGACCAGUAA